This is a messenger RNA of Momordica charantia (bitter melon), 1649 nucleotides long. Its product is annotated as ethylene-responsive transcription factor CRF4. Gene Ontology annotation, biological process: regulation of DNA-templated transcription. Gene Ontology annotation, molecular function: DNA-binding transcription factor activity; DNA binding. The record is from RefSeq and is a predicted model, not a curated record. Lineage: Eukaryota; Viridiplantae; Streptophyta; Magnoliopsida; Cucurbitales; Cucurbitaceae.
UCGAGAAAUAAAUACUCCCACUGAGCUUCUUCUUCUUUUUCUUCUUCACAAACUCUUAUACUCACAAUCAAAACCCUUAUUCUUCUUCCUCUUCUUCAUCCUCCAAACCCUUUUUUACAGUCCACUCAUUUUGACCCAAAAAACAACACAACCGAUUCUCGGUAGUCCCUCAAAACAGGACUAAAAAGGGGUCACAGCAACCGUGUUCAUCACUGUGCGGUUUCCUAUUUCUUUUUUGGCAGUGUGAAUCCAAAAACGAAAAACUGUCUGUUUUGUUGACUUACCCUUUUUUCCCCCUUUAUAUUCCUUGUUUCGCCAUUGCCUGGUGAGAAGUUUGAUGCUGAAUCGGCCAUGGAGGAUACUCUGUUUUGUCCAGUUAAGUUCACUGAGCACCGAAACUUCACCAAGAAAUUUUCCACCAAGAAGCAGCAGCAGAAUCAGCAUCACCCGCCGGAAAAUAGAGUUGUACGGAUAUCGGUAACUGACCCGGACGCGACGGAUUCGUCCAGUGACGAAGAGGAGGGGGAGUUUUUUGAGCGGCAGAGAGUUAAGAAAUACGUGAACGAGAUCAAAAUCGAAAGCGGGUCCAGAAAUAGCCUUGUACCCGGUUGCCGGAAGCGGCCGGCCGGUGAGGGUUCCGAGUUCCGGCGCCCGGUGAAGCCGCCUCCGACAACCAAUGGGAAGAAAUUUCGCGGCGUGCGGCAGAGGCCUUGGGGGAAAUGGGCGGCGGAGAUUAGAGAUCCUGCUCGCCGUCAGCGGGUGUGGCUGGGGACUUUCGACACGGCGGAGGAAGCCGCCAUGGUUUACGACAACGCCGCCAUUAAGCUCCGUGGGCCGGACGCCCUCACCAAUUUCGCAACCCCGCCACCGCCGCCGGAGAAGGAAGCGGAGGUUAAUAUCCCCUCUGUUUCCGGGUCCUACUACGACUCCGGCGAGGAGUCUCACAAUUUGUCAUCCCCAACUUCGGUUCUCCACUUCAGAACUCAGUCGCCGGAAGAAUCCGAAAACCCCCCAAAACCCGAAGCGUUUCAGAAACCGUCGCCGCCGUCGCUGGCCGACGACCAAUUUCACGAAUGUCAAGGCGAAACCUCUUUCUCCGGAGAAUAUUCCACCGAUUUCCCCAAGUUCGAGGACAUAUUCCAACUUCCGAGCCCCGACAUGUCGAUUUUCUUCGACGAACAGCCGCUGUUCUUCGAGGAGAGCAUUUGGAACGAAGGUUUCAGCCAGAUUUUCACCAACAUGCCGGAAGAUUUGGGAUCGCCGGUGCUAUCUUCUUCGAUUAGCCAAGGGGGCGACGAUUAUUUCCAAGAUAUUUUAUUGGGGUCCGACCCUUUGGUGGUUCUCUGAGCAGCGAAGCGCCGGCCGACGGCGGUGGAUCACAGCUUCCACCGUUUUAUAUCCCUCCGCCGAUAUGUCGGCGGAAUUUUGUUCCGAUCUCAUCUCUCGGAAAACGGCUACUUUUGCGACUUUUGCUUUUAUUUUAUUAUUAUUUUUUCUCUCCUUUUUUUUUUUUGGGUAUACUUUUCCUUACCUGUUUACAUAUUCCGGGAAGUUGAGUGGACCAGUUUUGUUAGAGAUAUCUAUUCUUUUUCUCUCUUCUUUAUUUAAAUCAAUAAUUAGGCUAUGUUAUUAAGAGUGUAUAAUGUGGA